Molecule: messenger RNA, 6809 nt
Organism: Melospiza georgiana
Lineage: Eukaryota; Metazoa; Chordata; Aves; Passeriformes; Passerellidae
Gene: PLD1
Product: phospholipase D1
Exons: 27
Coding region: 172-3405 (1077 amino acids)
Biological process (GO): phosphatidic acid biosynthetic process; intracellular signal transduction; regulation of microvillus assembly
Molecular function (GO): D-type glycerophospholipase activity; phosphatidylinositol binding
Source: RefSeq, a predicted model, not a curated record
UGAGGAGGUUCCUUGGGCUGUUCGGAGCGGCUUCUCUGGCUGCUGGUGCCCCGCGAGAGGGACGGCGCCCGGCAGGCUCUGACGGCACCCGGCUGGCUCUGACGGCACCAUGGGGCACCCGCGGCCGCGGGGGCCGGAGCGCCCCGCGGCUCCUGAGUGCAGGCCCCUGAGAUGUCUCUGAGAGCAGAAGGCCAUGCAGCCACAUCCACGCUGAAGAAGCUCGCUGCAGACAUGAGCAACAUCAUCGAGAGCCUGGACACCAGGGAGCUCCAUGUGGAGGGGGAGGAGGUGGACUCGGAGGUGCUCACUGACCCCAAAGGCACCGUUUGCAUCCCCUUCUCUGCCAUCUACCACACCCAUGGGUUCAAGGAGCCGGGCACGCAGACGUACCUCUCGGGAUGUCCUGUCCGAGUGCGUGUGCUGGAAGUUGAACGCUUUACUUCCACCAAGAAGGUACCAAGCCCCAAUGUUUAUACCAUCGAGCUGACCCAUGGAGAGUUUGUCUGGCACGUGAAAAGAAAGUUCAAGCACUUCCAAGAGUUUCACAGGGAGCUGCUGAGGUACAAAGCCUUCGUGCGCAUCCCUAUCCCCACCAGGAGUCACACGGUGAGAAGACAAUCCAUCAAAAGGGGAGAGCCGAGGCAGAUGCCGAGUCUGCCGCACACCGCAGAGAGCACGGUGCGGGAGGAGCACUUCUCCAGCAGGAGGAAACAGCUGGAGGACUACUUGACAAAUAUCCUGAAAAUGCCAAUGUACAGGAACUACCAUGGAACAAUGGAGUUUGUUGGAGUAAGCCAGCUGUCAUUCAUCCACGACCUGGGACCGAAGGGCAUAGAAGGGUUCAUCAUGAAGCGCUCCGGGGGCCACCGCAUUCCUGGCCUCAACUGCUGUGGCCAAGGGAGGAUGUGCUACCGCUGGUCCAAAAGGUGGCUGGUGGUGAAGGACUCCUUCCUGAUGUACAUGAAGCCUGAUUCAGGGGCCAUUUCCUUUGUCCUGCUGGUUGAUAAGGAAUUCAACAUCAAGAUAGGCCAGAAAGAAACAGAAACUAAAUACGGGUUGCAGAUUGACAAUCUCUCCAGGUCACUGAUUCUGAAGUGUAACAGCUACAGACAUGCCCAGUGGUGGAGGCAGGGCAUAGACGAGUUCAUCCGCAAGCACGGCAAGGACUUCCUGACGGAGCAUCGCUUCGGCUCCUACGCGGCCGUGCAGGAGAACACCCUGGCCAAGUGGUAUGUCAAUGCCAAGUGGUACUUUGAAGACGUUGCAAAUGCCAUGGAAGCUGCUAAGGAAGAAAUUUUCAUCACAGAUUGGUGGCUGAGCCCGGAAAUCUUCAUGAAGCGACCGGUGGUGGAAGGGAACCGCUGGCGGCUGGACUGCAUCCUCAAGAGGAAAGCACAACAAGGAGUGAGAAUUUUUGUUAUGCUGUACAAAGAGGUGGAGCUUGCCCUGGGGAUCAACAGUGAGUACAGCAAGCGGACGCUCAUGCACCUCCAUCCAAACAUCAAGGUGAUGAGGCACCCAGACCACGUAUCCUCCUCCGUGUACCUGUGGGCCCACCACGAGAAGCUGGUGAUCGUGGACCAGUCUGUGGCAUUCGUGGGUGGCAUUGACCUGGCCUACGGGCGCUGGGACGACGACGAGCACCGCCUGACCGACGUGGGCAGCGUCAAACGCGCCUCCACCGCCGCCACCAAGUCACUGUCCACCGCCAACCUGGCUGCUGCAGCAGAGUCGACUGAACGUGUCCCACUGCAGCCUCAAUGUCUGGCCCCAGAGAGCCACUUGUUUGAGAGAAAUGCUGAUGAUGCCCCAGACACAUCAAAGAUGAAAGGAAUAGGAAAACCCAGAAAGUUUUCAAGGUUCAGCAUUUACAAGCACCUGCACAAGCACGGCAUGCACCACUCUGACAGCGUCAGCAGCAUCGACAGUGAGUCAAGUUACUCUGCCCCCGCUAGGAGCCAGCCGAAUCUAAUCCAGAGUUUAAGGCCCCAUCUGAAAAUGUUCCAUCACCACAGUGAAUCCAAACAGGGGCUCGCUGAGCCUCGCGAGGAUAAAGGAUCCAUCCGUAGCCUGAAGACAGGUGUUGGAGAGCUGCUUGGGGAAACCAGGUUCUGGCAUGGAAAAGACUAUUGCAACUUUGUCUUUAAAGACUGGGUUCAACUCGACAAGCCUUUUGCUGACUUCAUUGACAGGUACACCACGCCCAGGAUGCCCUGGCACGACAUCUCCUCCGUGGUGCACGGCCGAGCCGCGCGCGACGUCGCCCGGCACUUCAUCCAGCGCUGGAACUUCACCAAGAUUAUGAAACCCAAAUACCGGUCCCUGUCCUACCCAUUCCUGUUGCCAAAAUCUCAGCAAACUGCUCAUGAGUUGAAGUAUCAGGUGCCUGAGGCUGUUCCUGCCACAGUCCAGGUGAUCCGCUCUGCUGCUGACUGGUCUGCUGGCAUCAAAUACCACGAGGAGUCCAUCCACAAAGCCUACAUCAGCGUGAUAGAGAACAGCAAGCACUACAUCUACAUAGAGAACCAGUUUUUCAUUAGCUGUGCUGAUGACAAAGUUGUCUGGAACAAGAUUGGUGAUGCGAUUGCUCAGAGGAUUCUUAAAGCUCACAGGGAGAACCGGCGCUUCCGAGUGUACGUGGUGAUCCCGCUGCUGCCCGGCUUCGAAGGGGACAUCUCCACAGGAGGGGGCAACGCCCUGCAGGCCAUCAUGCACUUCAACUACAGGACCAUGUGCCGAGGGGAAAACUCCAUCCUGGGCCAGCUGAAGGCAGAGGUUGGAGAUAAGUGGAUAAACUACAUAUCCUUCUGUGGCCUUCGGACAUAUGCAGAGCUGGAAGGAAAGCUGGUCACAGAGCUCAUCUAUGUGCACAGCAAACUGCUCAUUGCUGAUGACAACACAGUUAUAAUCGGCUCUGCCAACAUCAACGACCGCAGCAUGCUGGGCAAGAGGGACAGCGAGAUGGCCAUCAUCGUGCAGGACAGCGACACCGUGCCCUCGCUCAUGGACGGCCAGGAGUUCCGCGCCGGCCGCUUCGCGCAGUCCCUGCGCCUGCGCUGCUUCAGGGUUGUCCUUGGCGGCUCUGACCUCAGCCCUGAACACCAGGAUCCCGUCUGUGACAAAUUCUUCAAGGAGGUGUGGAUUGCCACAGCAGCUCGGAAUGCCACCAUCUUUGAUAAAGUGUUUCGAUGCCUUCCCAGUGACCAGGUGAAUAAUUUAGCCCAACUGCGUGAUUUCAUCAGCAAGCCCAAAUUAGCAACUGAUGAUCCUGUGAAAGCAGCAGAAGAAUUGAAAAAGAUUCGUGGGUUUUUAGUACAAUUCCCCUUUCGUUUUCUGGAGGAAGAGUACUUGCUUCCCUCUGUUGGAACAAAGGAGUCCAUGGUACCCAUGGAGGUUUGGACUUAAGAAGAUAAAGCAGACUGCUUUACCUUUUAAAGUCUUGUUCUCAGGAGAGAAGUUAAUGAAAAAUACGGGAUUUUGGAAUGUGAAAGAAGACUAAAAGCUUCUCCACCAAGGUAAUGAGCCUUCAGAAGGAUUUUGGUGGAGGAACUUGAAGCAAAUCAACACUAGCAGACAAGAGGAGCAGAAAAACUUGGAAAUGGUGGCAGACAGAAGUUUAACUUCUGGAGGACUUACUUCUUCAGGCAUGUUCUGAGCAUCUAAAGGAUGCAGGCUGCUUCCUAGGACAGGAACUGACUCCCAGUCGAUGUUGUCACCACUGCCAGCUGUAUCCUGUGCUUGUGAUCGUGCUGUGGCUGCACAGGAGGCCUGGGCUGCCUGUGCUGCUUCUCAGGCUUUGGGUGUCUGCGCCUUGGCUCGCUGGAGCUCCCCAUCUCACCCCUCCACAUGCCAUCAGAGCACACUGUGCAGCCCUGCCACUGCUGGGAAGUGCCAUUUGCUGCUGCCUUGGGCUGUCCUGCAGCUUUCUGAGUGUGUUUCACUUCUUAAAGGGAAACAGACUAACAAUCCUGUAUCAGAAUCAGCAUUUUGGUCUCUUCAUCCCUUCAGGGGAAAAAAUCCUCUUCCUAUUGCAGCUGGAGCAAUCAGCAGCCCUCAGGCUUGGCAGAAGGCAGUCUCUGGAGGUGCUGGAGAUCACUGGAGCUUGCUGGCCUUUGCACACACAGCACAUCAGCUUGGUCCCACUGAGUGUGACUGAUUUCCUCAGGAAAGGAUCAAGGUUCCAACUCAAGCCUGAGGUGUGCAGAGCUGGGGGAAGCCAAGGCCCUGCAUGUGACAGGACUGAGACUGGAGAGGCUGCGUGAUCUGGACCAAGCUCUGCACUCUGUGCAUUCAUCUUGCAGCCUGUGGGGAGAUUUUCAUUUCCAUCCCUUUCCCCUUACUCAAAAGAAGGGAAGGGCCAGUAAGCUGACACCAUGCUCAGACCAAGCUGAUGUGUGGGUUUGUAGAUGGGGUGAAGGCAAGGGGGAAGGGGAGCAGAUGACAAAGCCUUGUCUCUGCUCUGCUUUGUUACUGAUCCAGCCACAGCCUUGAGUGCAGUCAUGCAGGAUGUGUCUUCCCAAGCAGAGUAAAGCUCAGCAUGCACAUUCCUGUUCCACAUUGCUGUUAGAAGCUUUCCAAAGCUCUUUUGCACCUCCCUGUACAGAGCAGUUCAAUCCAGCAUCCUGGGAAAAACACUACAGUUCCUGGGUUAGGACCUGGUGUGGUGGGCACCAGCCUGGGUCUCAGCCCAUGCUCCAUCCUGCAGUGAGGCCCAAUUGUCUCCCAAUUCCAUGUCCAGCUCCAGCCUGAGGUGUUCCUGGCAGCCUGCAGUGCUGUGUCAGCCACUGGGAUAGUGGAGCAUUAUGGAAUGGAAACACUUCAGGAGAGUUGGAUCUGGAGGAGUGGGAGGCUGAGCUCUUCUGCUGCCCCCAUUCAGGCAUCCAUCCCUUCCCUUCCCAGGGUUAUACUGUGCCCAACACUCCUUGGUCCAAAGGCCCAGUAAACUGGUAUUUAUUUUGUUUCACAGAAGAAUUUAUAUUUUUUCUUUUCUACGUCUUCCAGCGGUUUUUUAACUGGAAAAUAAUCCCACUGGUCACCUACCUAUGCCCAAAAGGUAGCUGGCAUGACAUUUCAGCUGAUUGCCUUGUGUGUUCAGACCUGUAAAUAGGCACCAGCUUAUUCUGUCCCUGCUGCAUCACCCAAAUAGGGAACAAACCCCAGAUGUUCUUCCAAAUCUCAGCCCAUUCCUGCAGCUUCCACUGUUUUACACUUGUGUUUUGUAGAUGCAGUUGCCUCCUCUGCUCCUUUCUGGCAUCUGUGGUCUGGUUCACCUUUGGGAAGUGCAUGUGCAGCAUUUUAUGUGCUUGAGUCCAGGGGGUUGAUGGUUUUACCUGGCAUGCUGUAAGCACAGAAAUAUCUUCCCUUGACAUUUUUCCUCUUCAAAAACCCGACCUGGGGUCACCCCCUGCAGAGCCAAAGCAAUGUGUGCCCUGACCAUUUCCAAUCACAAAGAUCAAAGGUGUCCUGUGGUUUCACAUCAGUGCAGGGUCAGAGCUUUCCUCUCCUGAUGUUUUUAGCUGUUUUAGUUGGACUGAAGCUGCUGACUUUAAACAAUUACAGCCUGCCAGAGAAUCCUUGUCAGUCACACAGGUCCAUGUUCAGAGUCAGAAAUUGUUCAACCCCACCACCUGCGCACUGAACCUUGAAGUGCAACACUCCUGUCACCUUCUAAGUGCUCUUAUUCUCCUCCUCCUGAUAUUAGCAAAGGUUUUUAUAAUUGUUAAAUUACCCUUACAUUGUCUUUUAAAAUGGUAGGUUGCUAAUUGUUGGGGCUUUUAACUGCAGAGGUGUUAACUCCCCCUCUGCCAGGCUGCCUUGGGGAACAACCACUCCGGCUCUGCAAUGCUCAGUAGCUGCUGGUCCCCAGUGACACAGCAGAGCCAUGGAGGGACAUGUAAUUGAGUUAUUUGGUGUGAGAAGGUGCUAAUUAAGGAGCUCUUUCAUAACUGAGGUAGCAGACAGGCCUGAUGUUGGCUCUCUGUCUGGCAGGAGGUUCACCUCUGUGGAAGCAGAGGCACUGUGCUGACCAUCCCUGCCCUGUGUUGGUGCUAAAUUCCUGAUACCAGGAGUUUAGAGACAUUCCAGUGCAAGGAGGGUGUGCAGCCUCAGCACAGUGAGGAGAGCCCAGCAUCCCCAGGGGCUUGUGAGGCCAUCAGGUUCCCUGUGGAAGCAGCUCUGCUCACCCCAGACAGACAGACAGGAGGGCUGGAGCCACUCCAGUGAUGACCCUGCUCACUCACAGCCCAGGCUGUGCUGUCUGGAGCUGCCUCCUUGGGUCCUGUGUGCUGCAGGUUUGUUUCUUACAUUAAGAAGCCUGUGAGGUUGAACACUUUGAGAGAGUUGGUUUGUGCACCUGAACAAUCACAGCUUCUUAGUCUGUCCAACCAGCUUGGGCCUCAAAGUGGAGAAAGUCACCCAUGGUACCCAGAGCUGGAACAGGAGAUGAGGAUCCAAGCACUGGCAACCCCAGAAACAUCUGCUGUUUCUUGUGGCAUUUAUUUGUUACAACUAUAGGGAAUGAGAAAUUCUCCCAGACUCAGACUUUAUUUUGUGAUUCAACCCGAGUAGAACACUUCUUUUCCCUUUAAAUUAUUCUUUAACGGGUAUCAUUUUGAGAACUCAUACUCCUUUCCUUAAAUUUUAAUGGUCUAAUAUUUUAAAAUAUGUGUUUUGUUGUAUAGAUAUUGGACUGAAUAAAUGUUUCACUGUAAAGAUAAUGCAUGAUUUAAAAAUGAGGGAUAAAAUGUCAUUGUCUGCAAGAACUGAACUAAAAACAGUUUAUAAGAGAACCACUCCAUGGAAGAGGCAAA